GGCUGGCAUGCUGCAGCCGCGGCCGCCUGGGUGGCAUGGCGACCUGGAAACGGGACAGCCGGCUGACGGCGCUGCAGAGGUUCGGCUGCGCCGGGGUGGCCGGGGCCGUGAGCCUGAGCGCCACGGCGCCGCUGGAGGUGCUCACCGUCCUGUCCCAGGUCGGGACGCGCCACUCUCGGGCGGGGCUCUGGCGGACGGGGCGCAGCCUGUGCCGGGCCGAAGGCAUCGGGGCCCUUUGGAAGGGCAACCUCACUGCCUGCUGGCGUCUCUUUCCCUACACCGUCCUGCAACUCGCCUCCUACCGCAGGUUUGUCAUGCUGUUUGUGGAUGACGUGGGCCACAUCUCCCAGUGGAGCUCGAUUGUGGCAGGUGGCCUGGCUGGAAUGGUGGCAGCUGUUGCAACUUAUCCAACUGAGGUCAUAAAAACACGGCUCAUUGUGCAGGACCGAUUGAAGCCUUCCUACAAAGGAAUUCUUCAUGCUCUGUACCUGAUUUACCAUCAGGAGGGAGUUGUUGCACUUUAUCGUGGAGUUUCUCUGUCUGUAUUAGGAGCGAUUCCAUUUUCCGUUGGCUCCUUCCUUGUUUACACUCAUCUGGAUAAAAUCUGGGGUGAGCCCAGCCUCCGUUUCACUCCAUUACAAAACUUCAUCAACGGUUGCUUGGCAGCUGGCGUUGCACAGACUCUUUCUUUCCCCUUUGAAACUGUCAAGAGAAAAAUGCAGGCCCAGAGUCCUUGCCUUCCCCACCAUGGAGGUGUAGAUGUCCAUUUUGCUGGCUUGAUCGACUGUUUUAAGCAGACGGUAAAGACUAAGGGAGUGCUUGCCCUUUGGAAUGGGCUCACUGCUAACUUGCUCAGGGUUGUCCCUUAUUUUGGGGUUAUGUUGAGCACUUUUGAGUUCUGCAAACGGGUCUGCCUCUAUCAAAAUGGUUACAUUGAUUCGCCUUUGAGCUACAAGCUAACACCAGGCGUGGACCAGAGUUUACAACCCCGAGAGCUGCAAGAAUUAAAACUUCUUGGAAGAAAAAAUGUUUAAGUCCAGAAAAGCAUUCUCUGGAGCUUUGGA
Euleptes europaea (tarantolino) is the source of this 1064-nucleotide messenger RNA. RefSeq names its product solute carrier family 25 member 43 (gene SLC25A43). The record is from RefSeq and is a predicted model, not a curated record. Gene Ontology annotation, biological process: transmembrane transport. Lineage: Eukaryota; Metazoa; Chordata; Lepidosauria; Squamata; Sphaerodactylidae. The transcript has 5 exons. Bases 36 to 1034 code for a protein of 332 amino acids.